Molecule: messenger RNA, 830 nt
Organism: Papaver somniferum (opium poppy)
Lineage: Eukaryota; Viridiplantae; Streptophyta; Magnoliopsida; Ranunculales; Papaveraceae
Exons: 2
Coding region: 60-830 (256 amino acids)
Source: RefSeq, a predicted model, not a curated record
ACUACAGUUAUUUGCCGUGUUUGAAGCUUCCAAAUCCAUGUUUUCUGCCCACUUGGAUAAUGAUGCCUACAGAUGAAAACAGGCACGUUGCGGGAAGAAGGAGAAGAAUAGCAGACGUUCUUGCAAGCCAAGAUUCAAGAAAUGCCAGAUUACAAGAGGAGAACAUGGAUAAUGGAGGAGAAACGGAAGAAUUAAAACAGUGGGGUUUUCUCAGUGAUUAUGACAAUACAGAGGAGAUAGCGAAAUUUCUCCAUCCCGUGGAUUGCAUUCAUUUUCGCUUAGCCUGUAUAGAAAGUUCUGUUCUACCCCCAUUGAACCGAAUAUCGGCUUCUACAAGGACCACAGCAACUACAUGUUUAUCUCCAUGGCUGAUGUCUAUCUUUGAAGACAAUAAAAAGACCAUAUGCGAAUACUUAGACCCGAUUUUUAAUAAUGAGAAGUACCUCAUGAAAUCAUGUAAAGAGCUUGUAGGUGCUACAAUCCGUUUUUCAAAAGGUGGAUGGCUUCUAUUGUCUAAGGGGAAAAAAACCAUAUUCUGCUACAAUCCUUUCACAAGAGAAAUGAUCCGUCUUCCAGAUGUACCUGAUGACUAUGUACUUGGUGGAAUGUCAUUCUCGUCAGUGCCAACUUCUCGCGAUUGCGUGGUGAUUGUCAUCUCCAAGUGCUGGGAAUUGGAAGGUCACAGUGAGAUAUCUUUCAUGGUCACUAAACCGGUAACUAGAGCAACUCGUUGGACUGUUCGUCGAUUCAGUUAUCAAGGCGACAACGGGACAACUUUAUGCCGUGUAUUAACAAUCCGGUUUUCUAUAAGGGAGCUUUCUACUGCUUAG